Lytechinus variegatus (green sea urchin) is the source of this 3792-nucleotide messenger RNA. RefSeq names its product nucleolar protein 6-like (gene nol6). Lineage: Eukaryota; Metazoa; Echinodermata; Echinoidea; Temnopleuroida; Toxopneustidae. The record is from RefSeq and is a predicted model, not a curated record. Gene Ontology annotation, biological process: tRNA export from nucleus; rRNA processing. The transcript is spliced from 24 exons. Gene Ontology annotation, cellular component: UTP-C complex; small-subunit processome; CURI complex. Bases 98 to 3499 code for a protein of 1133 amino acids.
UGAUCAAGCAGGAUAAACACACGUGUGUAAUUGUGGCUCCAGACUACCUAUUUGUCUGAUUUUAUUUCCAAUAUUUUCACUUUACUGAUUGUACAUCAUGGAUAACAAAGAAGGAGAAGAAGAGUCCAAUGUUGCCAAUUUGAGGAAACGACUGUCUCCCGGGAUGAUGAACAGAUUGCCUUCCAAGAAACAGAAACUAAAUAAAGCUGAGCUGUAUAAACCUCCCACUAUGACGGAACUAGCUUCUCUAAAAGAGACAGAAAUUUUGUACAACUCCAGCCUUUUCAAAUUACAGAUGGAUGAACUUCGCUUGGAAGUAGAGUUGAAAGAGAAGAAAAGGAAGAAUUUGCUUCCAAUUCUUCGGUCAAUUGAAGAAACCUUGCGCAAACUUCCACCAGUGACUUUCCCAGAUGCCUCAGAACUUGAUGGCUCCCUUCCCAAGAAUGUUCAUUUACCAAUGCGCUGGAAGAAGACUCAACUCAAAGGAGAAAUCAAGUUAUGCAAGCCAUCAGAAGUUAAGAUCAUCGGUAGCUAUCUCCUUGGAACCUGUCUGAAUGAUCCUCUAACUGUUGACAUGGCCAUCCAGAUACCAAUUGAAUGUCUUCAACCUAAGGAUUAUCUCAACUUUCGUUACCACCACAAGAGGGCACUAUACUGCACAUAUCUUGUGAAGCAUCUCAAGAAGAAAAAGGAUCUUGUCAAGAGUGUGACGUACGGUUCAUUUCAGGGGGAUCAUAUGAGCCCAGUCAUUCUUCUGAAAUUAGUUGGUAAGAAUGUAACAGUGAGACUGAUUCCAUGCCUACCAGAGACUGGAUUCAAAGAGACCAGAUUUACUCCAUCUAAGAACAACAUCCGGCAGCAAUGGUAUCAGAAAAACUGUGAAGAAGAGACAUUCCUUCCCACCCCAUUCUACAAUUGGUCCAUUCUGCGAGAUAUGUCCCUGGAGCGUCACCUACACCACCUGUACAACGCAUCCUAUGAUUUCCCAGCAUUCAAGGAUGCCAUUCUACUACUCAAGGUCUGGCUACACCAGAGAGAGCUAGACAAGACUUACGGUGGCUGCAAUGGUUUCCUUCUCUCCAUGCUGGUUGCUCACCUCUUAGAUAAUGGUCAAAUAAACAAAGUCAUGAGUGGACAUCAGGUCAUCAAGAAUGUAUUCCAUUUCAUCGCCACGACUGACUGGUCAUCUAAGGGUAUCACCAUGUGCAAGAGCAAUCCAUCGCAAACAUUACCCGGGCUUGAAGAAUUCCAUCAGCAUUUCCCUGUUGUCUUUGUAGAUCCGUCGGGAUACCUCAAUCUGUGUGCCAACAUGACUAGAACCACUUAUGAACAUCUCAAACAUGAAGCAAAGUUGGGUCUAGGCUUUCUAGAUGACAAGAGAAUAGAUGGUUUCCAGUGUCUCUUCAUGACUUCAGUUCCUUUCAUCAGGAAAUUUGAUCACCUCUUUACUAUUACCAGGUUGAAGCAGUUGAAAAUCUCUGUGAAGAGAUUUGCUCUUGAGAGUCAGUUAAUGGACAGGGGAGACAACUAUCCCCCCGUGGUGCUACCCAAGAUAGAGGAGAUCCUCAGGCAAGCUCUAGGAGACAGGAUAAAGCUGCUAGCAUCUGGUCUGUCUCUUCCUGCUGAGUGGCCUGUCAAUUCUCCACCCCCUACGAUGGAAGAGCAAGGAUCUUUGACCUUUGGCCUCCUACUCAAUAGUGGUCUAUCAUCUAGCGUCCUUGACAAAGGUCCAGCUGCCAACACGGCCGAGGCUAAGGAAUUCAGUGAUUUCUGGGGCAAGAAGUCAGAAUUACGACGCUUUCAAGAUGGGUCUAUAUGUGAGGCAGUGGUGUGGCCUGGAACAAGUAUUUCUGAGAAGAGACUAGUUUGUAGUCAUAUUGUCAAACACAUUCUGCACCUCCAUGCAGGCAUCAAACCACAAGCAAUCACAUACACUGCGAGCCAACUAGAUGCUAUCCUCCAGCAGCCCUUGCUACACCCCUCUACCGGUGAUGUGGAACCGGCCUCUGGUACAGGGGAGGAGGAACUACUGGAGAUCAGUGCAGCUUACACCAAACUGAGCAGGCAUCUAAGAGAACUCAAGGACCUUCCUCUUAUGAUCAGCUCCGUUCAAGGAACCUCACCGGCUAUUCGACACACGGAGGUCUACCCACCUUGUGCAGGAUGGCCAUCAGACAGACUAAGGACGGCUACAAAAUCGGUACCGGUCAAAAUACCCUCAUAUGACAAACAAUGUCCAACAUGGAUACCAGCUCUCAGAGUGGUUUGCCACUUAGAGAGUAGUGGCAGGUGGCCUGAUGACCUGGAAGCGAUUCAUCACAUCAAAACAGCUUUCCAUCUCAAGAUGGCUGACAUGCUUGGCAAGCAGUGCCAGCUGGUUACCAUGGCAACUGCUAACCAUAUCCUUGUGAUUGUGGACGGGUUUGUGUUCCAGGUAGCAGUGGCUCACAGGAGAGAGAUUGUACUCCUCAAGGAGGUGGUUACUAAGGAAGGACUUAGCAUGCUCAGAGAUAAUGAAAGGUCAAAGUUCAUGGAGAAAGAGACUGAACACCUACCCCAUCUCACCAGUUUACUUCAUGGUGUUCACCAGCAUCACAGUGCCUUCGGUCCGACGGUCCGUCUUGCCAAACGAUGGAUAGCGUCGCAUCUCUUAUCUGAUCACAUGACCUCAGAGUGCAUCGAACUCCUGGUAGCCUACCUCUUCUUGCAUCCAGAACCAUUCACAUCCCCUGUGUCACCACAAACAGGUUUCUUACAUUUCUUGAAUCUUGUUUGUCAGCAUGACUGGCAGACCACACCUCUUAUCAUCAACUUCAACAAUGAUCUCAAAGCUUCAGAUUAUGAAGAGAUUUGUCAACAGUUCACCAAUAAUCGAUCUCAUCUUCCUGUGAUGUUCCUGGCCACACCCACUGAUAGACAGACAUCUUUAUGGACACAAGAUAAACCAACACCAAUGAUUUUCCAAAGACUUGUUGAGCUUGCCCGGGAAUCAUUCAAAGUCUUACAUGAGCAGCUUACUGAGCCAUCCACACCCGAUAUUGAUUUCAAGCAAAUCUUCCGACCUCCGCUUGACCCCUAUGACGUGGUCAUCCAUCUACGAGCCCAGCUUCUUCCCAGGAGGCACCAGGCAGUGGAUUCUGACUCGACAGAAAGUUCAUUCACCCUCAAACCUACCCUUGAUGCCAAGCACAUACCAGUGGUGAACUUUGACCCUGUGCAGUGUUACCUCAAUGAACUUAGAGAAGCCUUUGAGGACGUAGCCUUGUUCUUCCAUGAUACAUACGGAGGUGAUCUCAUUGCGGUAGUAUGGAAUAGACCUGCAUUUAAACCACAACCUUUCAAGCCUCUUCAAGCCCAAGCCAAGAUACCCUCGUCAUCAUCGUCGUCAAAGACGCCCCAAGUCAUCCCCAACAUAGAGGGCAUCCUACAAGAUUUCCAAACCAUGGGACGAGGACUUGUGUCAACCAUCGAGGUCCGCACCGAAAACUGGAACAUUUGAUUACUUCAGUCGCCUUGCAACUCCCCUUGAUUCUUCCUCCUCUUAAUUAAUGUCUUCCUAAUUAUAUAAUAUUGUGUCUUUCCUCAAUCAGUGUUUGUCUGGGGGGAGAGUAUUUAGUGGUUUUAUUCAUGGACAUGUCCUCUUCCCUUAGAGAUCUUAUGAGAUCUAAAGGCUCUGUCACCUGUGUUGCGAUAAACCAUGUGAGAUUGUUGGAUGUGUGUAUAUGAAGCGAAUUGAAAAUGAAGAGGAAAAGUCCAUCCCAAAAUAGUCUAAGUCAUAUUUUUCUGGUUUAU